AUUCACAAAAUACUCACUAAUAUGAUUAAUGUAUAAUUUCAUUUUAUUUAUUUUUAUAAUAUUUGGAGGUAAAUAUUCCUUCCCAUGGACGCUAAAACUUGCCCCUAAUUUAUCUUACACAAUUCACAAGAUCAGAUGGAAAGGGUUCAACUUGAACUCAGAACCUACAGAUUCCUUAGAAUACAAACCUAAUGAUGGUAAACAACUAGAAUAUGAUGAAGAAGGCUGGUUAAUGGACCUUAACACAAAGAACGUUGAGGACGUUCUUGACCUGAUUCGGCCUCAAUUAUCUUCUGAUGGAGGAGGAAUUAGCCUGUGUAAAAUAGUCGAUAACGAAGUUCACGUUAAAUUCACUGGAUCGUGUGUAGGAUGUCCUUACAGGUCGACAACCUUGAAGGAGCUUAUAGAAAACAAUUUAGUUAAAUUUAUCAAAUCACCAAAUGAAAAUCCAAUAACUGUAAAGCUUGUUCAAGAUAAUUAAUUCUUUACAAUAGAGGUA
This is a messenger RNA of Theileria parva strain Muguga, 499 nucleotides long. RefSeq names its product NifU-like domain protein. The coding region runs from base 29 to 481 and encodes 150 amino acids. The record is from RefSeq and is a predicted model, not a curated record. Gene Ontology annotation, biological process: iron-sulfur cluster assembly. The transcript has 2 exons. Gene Ontology annotation, cellular component: mitochondrion. NCBI's taxonomy places the organism in Eukaryota, Apicomplexa, Aconoidasida, Piroplasmida, Theileriidae. Gene Ontology annotation, molecular function: iron-sulfur cluster binding; iron ion binding.